CACCUGCUUCGGUGUAGUGGCGUAUAGCUAGUGAGAACGGGAGCAAGCCAUCGCGUCGCUCCGCCAGGGAUCAGCAGCACUUUGGAAGCACCUCGAGCAAGGUCAGCGCGGCGCGUCCUGUGUUUCCUCCAAGUAACUGCAAGUAACGGAACUUGUAGUGCUCAGGCACUACUAUCGCAGCCAACGGACACGGCGACACGCACGAGGACGAUGAUGAAGAGAAAUUAGGAUAGCGAUAAGGGCAUAGCAUUCACCUCGAUUGCAUAAGCAUCCAGCCCAGUGUCCAUCAGGCAGGCAGAACGUUCUUUGGCUAAGCGGUCAGCGGUAAUCACCAUCAUCGUCAUCAUCAUGCUGAUAAAGGAGUACCGCAUCCCGUUGCCGCUAACGGUGGAGGAGUACAGAAUAGCGCAGCUGUACAUGAUUGCGAAGAAAAGCCGCGAGGAAAGUAGCGGUGCCGGCAGCGGUGUGGAGAUCAUCGUGAACGAACCAUAUCAGAAUGGACCGGGCGGCAAUGGGCAGUACACGCGCAAAAUCUACCACGUCGGUAGCCACCUUCCCGGCUGGAUCAAGGGGCUCCUGCCGAAGAGUGCGCUGACGGUGGAGGAGGAAGCAUGGAACGCGUACCCGUACACGAAGACGCGCUACACCUGCCCGUUCGUCGAGAAGUUCUCGCUGGAGAUCGAAACGUACUACUUCGCGGACAAUGGGCACCAGGAGAACGUGUUCCAGCUCGGUGGCUCCGAUCUGCGGAACCGCGUCGUCGACCUGAUCGAUAUCGUGAAGGACCAGCUCGGCGGCGCGGACUACGUGCGCGAGGAAGACCCGACGCUGUACAGGUCGGAGCGCACCGGCCGUGGCCCACUCGGCGAGCAGUGGCUGGACGAGUACUGGACGGAGGUGAAGGGCCGCACGCAGCCGACCGCCCGCAACAUGUCGCUGAUGUGUGCGUACAAGCUGUGCCGGGUAGAGUUCCGCUACUGGGGCAUGCAGACGAAGCUGGAGAAGUUUAUCCACGAUACGGCGUUGCGCAAGACGAUGGUUCGGGCGCACCGGCAGGCCUGGGCCUGGCAGGACGAGUGGUACGGUCUCUCGAUGGAUGAUAUCCGCGAGAUCGAGCGUCAGACGCAGCUGGCCCUCAAGCGCAAGAUGGGCAACGAGGGAGGCGAGGACCAGAACGAGGAGGGAGAGGAGGAGGAGGAAGAAGAUAAUGAGCGAAAUGCCCAUGACAUUGACAAUCGUAACUCCAAUCAAAUGUAUUCGAUAGAAAAGACGAACGAAAAUUCGACACCCUACAUGGGGAACAAGGACACGAUCCCGCUCAUUACAACGACGGGAGAGGGUGGAGUGGUGUACCCGGGAGCCAACGCCAGUGGCCAAAGGGACCACCACGCUCGCGCCGCUUCUAGCGAAGAGGAAGACGACGAGGAUGACGAUGAUGAAGAUGCGGGGGAUGAGGAGGGGUCAGGAUAUGAACGAAAGGUCACUGCUGGUGGUGGUGGUGGAAAGAAGGACAGAAUCGAGGACGGGGUAGCUAUGUUGCGAAAGCAGAACAACUCAGGAUCGAAAAGCAAACUCCACUCGCCGUUGGGUUCAGUCCACAGUUUUGAUCUGCAGGUUGCCAAUUGGCGAAUGGAGAAGCUGGAGGUGGAAUCCAAGUCUGGUUCGGAAGAGGAGUUUUUCGAUUGCGUCGGUGAGUUGGGCGAGAAGGCUUCGCUGGUGAAGUGGAGCUCGCUGGAGCUGCUGGCCGAAGAGGACGACAGCCCAUCGUUGGCACCUGCGAACCACCAGGGCAAGCACCAAGAGGACAGCAUUUUCAGCCAGUCGUACUUGCAACGCGUCACUUCGGAGCGAGGCAUACGGCGCUCGUUUCUGAGUCAGUUCUCCAGCAUCGACCGGCAGAACCAGGACGCAUCACCACCCGGUUCACCGGGGGGCCUACCGCCCUGCCCGACCACCGUGCUGAUACUGAUCAUGCACGCAGGCAGCGUGCUCGACGCAAGCUCGGACAUGACAGCGAAGAAGUCGGACAUCACGACCUUCCGCGGUGCGCUGGAGUCGGUGAUGCGCCAGCACUAUCCGUCGCUGGUCGGCCACGUUGCCCUACGGCUGAUACCCUGUCCGCCUGUCUGCUGCGAUGCGUUGGGCAUCCUGUCCAGCCUCAGCCCGUACUCCUUCAACAGCCCGCAAGGCGGUGGGGACGUCGCCAACCUCACGGACUUACCGAUCGGUUCGAUACCGCUGCUGGCGACCUCGUCGCCCGACUUUCAGGACUCGGUCAGCCGGGCCGUCACCUGCGCCAACCAGAUCUUUGGCGAAUUUCUGAAAUCGGACGAGGGCCGCGGUUUCGCUGGCCAGAUCGUCCUGAUCGGUGACUCGAUGGGCAGCAUCCUGGCGCACGAUGCGUUGUGUCGCUCGAACGCCCACCAGGGCAGCGAGGCGUCCGGGCUCAACCAUAUCGCUGAUCUGAUGGAAACGAGUGAGCUGCUGGACGCUAGCCGGCUGCUGACAGCACCGUCCCCAAGGCGACGCUCCUCCUCCACCAGUGAGACGCGCGUGCCCAAAUUCGAGUUUGAGGUUGGCGAUUUCUUCAUGUUCGGCAGUCCACUGGCGGUGAUUCUGUCGGCCCGCCGGCUCGCCGAUAGCCGCCUCGGUAGCAGCAAGCCGGCCUGUACCCAGCUGUAUAACCUGUUUCACCCGACCGAUCCCACGGCGGCCCGACUCGAACCACUCCUGAGCGCUCGCUUCUCACUGCUGCCACCGCUGAACGUACCACGGUACGCCAAGUAUCCGCUCGGGAAUGGCCAACCGUGUCAUCUGCUCGAGCUCAUCCAGUCGAGCCCGCAGAUCUUCGGCGAUGGUAUGCCGGGACCACCACCGCCGGCACGCCGUUUGUCCGACUCCUCCAUCCAGAGCGGUGCGUCCGGAAUGAUCGAUAACGUACCGCUAACCACGAUCAACCAGCUGCAGCAGCGCUGGUGGGGCUCGAAGCGGCUCGACUACGCGCUUUACUGUCCCGACGGGCUGAGCAACUUUCCGUCGCACGCGCUACCGCACCUGUUUCACGCCAGCUACUGGGAGUCGAGCGAUGUGGUCGCGUUUCUGUUGCAGCAGAUCGGUCGCUUCGACGACCUGACCGGUGGGGGCGGGCAGGAGAAAGAAGGUGUAUCGGCGUUCCGACCGAGCCAGCCGCGCGAAAAGUGGAACAAGAAGCGCACCUCGGUGAAGCUGAAGAAUGUGGCGGCCAACCACCGGGCGAACGAUGUGAUCGUGCGCGACGGUGAACCGCAGCGGCUGGUGGCUCGGUUCAUGUACGGGCCGCUCGACGUAAUCACACUGGCCGGCGAGCGCGUCGACAUCCACAUCAUGCGUGAUCCCCCGGCCGGCGAGUGGCAGCUGCUGGCCACCGAAACGACCGAUAAGAAUGGGCGCAUCAGUUAUGUGGUACCGGAGGAGCGAGCUUGCGAGUACGGCAUCUACCCGAUCAAGAUGGUCGUUCGAGGUGAUCACACAUCGGUUGACUUCUACAUCGCGGUGGUACCGCCACGUACCGAGUGUAUCGUCUUUAGCAUCGACGGCUCGUUCACCGCGUCCGUGUCGGUGACGGGCAAGGACCCGAAGGUGCGGGCAGGUGCAGUGGACGUGUGCCGGCACUGGCAAGAGCUCGGCUACCUGCUCAUCUACAUCACUGGCCGACCCGAUAUGCAGCAGCAGCGCGUGCUCUCUUGGCUGAGCCAGCAUAACUUUCCGCACGGGCUCGUCUCGUUCGCCGACGGACUGUCGACCGAUCCGCUCGGCCACAAGGCCACCUAUCUCAGCAAUCUCAUCCUCAACCAGGGCGUAAUUAUACACGCUGCCUAUGGCAGCAGCAAGGACAUCAGCGUCUACACCAGCAUCGGGCUUAAACCGAAGCAAAUUUUCAUAACCGGCAAGGUAAGCAAAAAGUUGCAGCCCAUGGCGACACCACUGACAGAUGGCUAUGCGGCACACCUGAGUUCGCUGUUGGCGGUUGGUGGGUCGCGACCUGCCCAGGGCAACGCCCGCAUGGUGAUUCCUCGAAGCUGCUUCAAUCUUCCUGGCCAGAACCAAUCAAUCCGCCGGCGCCGAUUCGUGCCCGGUUAAGUGUGCUCCGGUAUGUGCGCCUGCGCAAGUCAAUCAAACCGUAGACUCGACGACCUCUCGCAAUUGCAAUGCCGCCAAGAUAAUUCAAGUAAAAGAAAAGUGCCGAACAGGGCAACCGAUCACACACACACACACACACCUUCUCACGUGCGUGUCCUUCGCAGCUAUACCCGCUACACUGCUACCACACAGGAACUAUCGUUUGUUGCCAGAGUAGGUUGUCGUCGGGUCCCGAGAUGUUAUUAAAUGGUAGCAAAGUGUUAAUCUCAAAGAUCUGUUACCGGAAUCUUGUGUUAGUAGUGCGUAAGGAUACGAUCUUUGCAAUCUCACCAGCAUCAGCACGUCUAACCGUUUAGCCCAACACUGCUGAUCUGGAAUCUGUAUCUCGAUAUCAUCCCACAACGCUCUCAUAGCGAGUUAGGCUAAGCAAAGACUGAAGAGUCAAAAGGAAAGAGUGAAAGGAGUGAGGAGUGGGGGAUUGGUUGGGGCGGGAAAGUGAAAGAAGAAUAGGGCAGGAGAAUGGCGAGACACUAGUUUGUGAACAGUUUCAUCAAAUGAAUUGUUGCCGUAUCGACUUAUCAUCACCACAAACCUUACACUAAACAGACACGGAAACACAAACACAGAUAAGUGAAUCAAAGUCUGCCAAUGUAGCAAACAGCAUAUAUACAUAUUUAUAUAUCAAUAUAUAUGUCUAGGUGACUGGUUACAGGAAGUUUGUAAAGUAAGGAUUUCGACGCAAUAUUCUAUUUUGUCACAUGGUACCUGGCUUAGAAGACUGUCUCUUACCGGCUGUUGAAAACAAAAAACCAAAAAAAAAACACAAAAAACCAAAAACAAACAAAACAAAGAUCAUGGAUACCAGGAGGAACCCACCAUUUCCAAAGUUGAUUCCAGAUCAAUAUUGUUAAUAUGUAUCACCCUCGUCGUCCAGUCGACUGGUAAAUUCGUUUGUGCGAGCUAUACGCACCACCUUCAUACUUCAUACUCCACUUAUAGCCCACAAUUUCGAUCGAUGUCCUUCAGGCGUCCACAUCAUCACACCAGGACACUAGCAAUACUUUUGCACGAGAGCGUUCCGGAUGUGAGCCCAUGCCAAUUAUUGAGGUAUAUUCUAAAGUCGAUGUGUAUUAACUGUUAUUUAGUUACCGGCUGGAGGCCAUACGCCGCUGCCACUGCAGAGUGGGCAAAGGGUUUGAAAUGAUUCUGUGUCCGUGUGUCCGUGUCCGUGUGUAGCUGCCGCGUAGUAGUGCGAACCUACUGGCUAUCCAAAAUGGCUAAUCGAAAUGUGAAUUUGUUGUGAAUGUUGCAUGUGGACUUAGAGGAGCUGCGCAGAAACGCAAAAAAUCGGGACAGAAGACUCCUAUAGAAACGGACGCAAUGGAGGCGCCCAAUUGGCGUGAACUACGAAAGCAAAACUACGAAAAACGAAAACCCAAAACUAUGAAAUCAAAUCUACUAAUAUACUCGUGACGGCGUCGUAGCAGAUCGUGAUCAAAAGUUGAUUUCACACAUUUUCACACAUUGUCAUCAAAACGGAUAAAUCCAUUCCUCCUCUCCCCCACAAAAAAAAACAGAUAAAUAAGGCUGUAAGUGAAGAGCAUUAUACAUCCAUGCGGAUCGUCUUUUUGAUUGUUGAAUAAGCAGGUUUUUAUAUUGAACCUUCCAUCGUUUGUAGACGUCUACAAUCCACGCGUCCACUCUCUUCGUUUUCCUAUAUUACAGGCCAACCAAGGGGACCAUGGGUUGGCGGGUGUUAUCUAGUUGAAUUGUUUAUGCAAAUAUUCAGAAAGGGGAUAUUGAAACUCACGAGUAAUGUGAGGUGCUUGGUGUAUAAGCAUAUAAGAAGCCAAGAGCAUACGGCAACCAAAAUGAAGAUAUAAGAAAGAGAAAAACGAAGGACAAAUCUCGAAUAAAAUCUAUUCUUGCUAUUGUUUUGUGAUGAAUCGAAAGCAAAUAGUGUAAACUGCUCUCUUACUCUCACUUUCUCUUUCUCUAUCUUUCUCUCUCGCUCUAUUUUCGUUUCUCUAUGUUAUUUCACUAUUAUUUCGUCAAAUUAUUUAAAUUUAAAAGCGAGGAGAUAUCACUAAAUGCCGGUUAGACAAUCGUUGGCUAUCAGCAAACUAUAAAAAGAAAGCGUAACCGAACCUUCUUCUUCUUCUCGCCAAACGCCACUGUCGGUGGCCAUUUGCGUAACAACGACUUCAAGAAUCUCUUACCAAAGCAAGCUGGGCAGCUGCCCAAAAGGCUUUCGUUGUAUUGUUAGUAUUAUUUGUACCGGUUUGCAUUCCAAGGGCAGUGCGCUGGUAAAGAGCUGCUAUUAUCCAGUUCCUUCAUUGUGGCACUUCGAUGUCUGACCAAUCAGCUGCCAGCUGCAUUAGCUCUACUUUACAAUGGUCGGUGACAGGAUAAUCGAGGAGUUUAGGUAUUGGGUGGAAAGUGCUUGUCAGUAGAAAUUCAUUGAAUAAGCAUCAGCAGGUGGUUUUUGAGCAUACAUGGUUCUAGCGAAAGAGUUACGAUGAAGUGGGGAAAGUUACGAUGAGGUGGAGGAAGGGGUUCAUCAUUAAAUGGCUCCAGCACCGCUGGUUGAGAGAUAGCCCGAGACAAAAACCACAACCAGACACAGACUACAUACGGAAACAAACACAAAAUGUAACAUUGUACAAGCAGUAUACCAAAAUAAUAAACGGAAAAUGUUUCAAU
Anopheles aquasalis is the source of this 6822-nucleotide messenger RNA. RefSeq names its product retinal degeneration B (gene rdgB). Lineage: Eukaryota; Metazoa; Arthropoda; Insecta; Diptera; Culicidae. Gene Ontology annotation, biological process: phospholipid transport. The record is from RefSeq and is a predicted model, not a curated record. Gene Ontology annotation, molecular function: phosphatidylinositol binding; phosphatidylcholine binding; phosphatidylcholine intramembrane carrier activity. Gene Ontology annotation, cellular component: cytoplasm.